Molecule: messenger RNA, 663 nt
Organism: Periophthalmus magnuspinnatus
Lineage: Eukaryota; Metazoa; Chordata; Actinopteri; Gobiiformes; Gobiidae
Product: methyltransferase-like protein 27
Exons: 5
Coding region: 1-663 (220 amino acids)
Source: RefSeq, a predicted model, not a curated record
AUGCCCCAUGGCUCCAGGUCCCUCCAAGACGCCCGCGAUGCCUUCAAAGCCUGUAAGAAUCCACAGCACUACAACCAGUGGGCCGAAACGUACAACACGGACCACGACAUGAUGGACUACAUGGCUCCAGCGCACACCGCACAGACCCUGAUGAAGCACGUCCGUCACAGUCCAGACCAGAGCCUAGUCCUGGACGUGGCCUGUGGUUCAGGACUAGUGGCCAAAAUGUUGUCCUCUCUGGGCUUCCGUCACUUCGUGGGGGUGGAUGGGAGCGCUGCAAUGUUGGAAGAGGCUCGGAAAACCACCUUGUACCAGAAUGUUUUACUGGUUCUGCUGGGGACUCAAGCUCUGCCUGUGGACGCUGAGCAGUUUGACGUGGUGACCAUCGUUGGGGCUUUGUAUCCAGGAUUUGUACCAGUGAAAGUGGUACGAGAACUGUGCCAUGCAGCCAAACCAGGAGGGUUGGUGGUGCUGACCAGAGGAAACUACCAGAGGCCGGAUCACUUCUCGUACACCCAGGACCUGCACUCGGAGCUGAGGAGCAUGGAGCAGGAGGGGCUAUGGAAGUGUCUGGAGCUCAGGCAGGUGGAGCACUACUUAUCCGACCCCCAUCAGCCACAAGGGGUCAUCCAGGGAUCCGUCUACAUCUACCAGAAAUGCUGA